Molecule: messenger RNA, 1233 nt
Organism: Cervus elaphus (red deer)
Lineage: Eukaryota; Metazoa; Chordata; Mammalia; Artiodactyla; Cervidae
Gene: MED18
Product: mediator complex subunit 18
Exons: 3
Coding region: 262-888 (208 amino acids)
Biological process (GO): termination of RNA polymerase II transcription; regulation of transcription by RNA polymerase II
Cellular component (GO): mediator complex; core mediator complex
Molecular function (GO): transcription coregulator activity
Source: RefSeq, a predicted model, not a curated record
UACGUCGCAGAGUGGCGGUGUCGAGGUUUGCGCGACGAAAGGUUUUUGCCAGAAGUGGGAAGAGGCGAGAGCAGUGUUGCACUACACAGGGGUUUUCAAGUUUAGGGCUGGGGGUGGUGAUUGUUGCUCGGAGGCGCUUGGGUGAAUACGGUCCCCCGCUUUGCUGGAAGAGGCUGGAACGCUCUCGGAGGUGUAUCCUGUGCUUUACCUGACUGGGGACUCCAAAUCUAGUUCUGUCGUUUUCAACUUAAACAGAUAAACAUGGAGGCACCUCCAGUCACAAUGAUGCCUGUCACGGGGGGCACCAUUAACAUGAUGGAGUACCUGCUGCAGGGAAGUGUUUUAGAUCACAGCUUGGAAAGCCUCAUCCACCGCCUUCGUGGUUUAUGUGACAACAUGGAACCCGAGACUUUUGUUGACCACGAGAUGGUAUUCCUCCUUAAGGGCCAGCAGGCGAGUCCAUUUGUUCUAAGGGCCCGACGCUCUCUGGAUAGGACAGGGGCACCCUGGCAUCUUCGCUACCUGGGGCAGCCAGAGAUGGGAGACAAGAACCGCCAUGCCCUGGUGCGUAACUGCGUGGACAUUGCAACAUCUGAGAACCUCACUGACUUCCUCAUGGAGAUGGGCUUUCGCAUGGACCACGAGUUUGUUGCCAGGGGACACUUGUUCCGGAAAGGCAUCAUGAAGAUCGUGGUGUACAAGGUCUUCCGCAUCCUGGUGCCAGGGAACACGGAAAACACUGAGGCCUUGUCACUGUCCUAUCUCGUGGAACUAAGUGUUGUUGCACCAGCUGGGCAGGACGUGGUCUCUGAUGACAUGAGGAACUUUGCGGAGCAGCUGAAACCUCUGGUUCACCUAGAGAAAAUAGACCCCAAAAGGCUCAUGUGACUAAGACAAUCUGUCCACCACUGGGGCUGGUUCUCAGCUGUUACAAGAAAAGAUGUUAUAAUUGCCCCAUUUCACCACUGCCAGCCAUGUAUUCUUCCCUCAGGAUGGAAAUCAGUGAGAACUCAGUUGGUUCUUUGCCCUGGUUUCCUCAUAUGGCCAGUUCACUUUUGUGACAGCCUUUCUAACUUAAACGCUAAGAAUAACAUAGAGAAUCUAGAUCAUCCUUCUGCAGGAAGAGGGGAAACUGGAAUAAAGUAGUUUUGGGGAAGAAAACUUUUUGUGUAUAAGGUUUGUAAAAUAGAAACCAAGUUUGUAUUGUGCAGUAAUAAAAGCUGUAAGGAGAAA